AUGGCCGGAGCUGCCGCCCCAGCCGCCGCCGCGCUCGCCGCCGUCGCCGUACUAGCCGCCGUCUCUGCCGCCUCCGCCGCCUCCAGCCACGGAACGACGGACAGUGGACGUCCCCGCAUGGCGUGGGACUGGCUGCAGGCUUCGCCGCGCAUGCACCGUGAUGUCCUGGGAGACAUGAUGCUGGCGCACGUCAUCGAACACCCUUGGAUUAUAUUUCCCCUCGCAGCAGUGGGCUCGGCGCCAGUGGGGGCCGCGCAGCCCCCCGCGUCGCGGCGCCAGAGCAUGCCCACGUUCACGCCGCGGCUGGGCCGCGAAUCCGCGGGCGACGACCUGGCCGAAGAGGAGCUGCAGCUGGCGCCGCCCUUCUGGCCGCGCCCCGGCCGCCACUCGCCGCCCCUGCCGCUCACCCCCAGGCUGGGCAGGGCCGCCCACCACACCAACCCGGCCGCUUCCGGCGAGCCCACCAGCGCAUAG
Messenger RNA from Schistocerca piceifrons (Central American locust), 474 nucleotides. RefSeq lists its product as uncharacterized. Lineage: Eukaryota; Metazoa; Arthropoda; Insecta; Orthoptera; Acrididae. The transcript has 4 exons. The record is from RefSeq and is a predicted model, not a curated record. Bases 1 to 474 code for a protein of 157 amino acids.